AUGACUGAGGAGAAAGCUCAAACCGCUCUGGAGCAUCAAGACUCUCACGAAUACAAUGGCAAGGAGACAUCCUCGCCUCCAAGCCCACUGACUCCGAACAACGUCCCCCACAGCGCGAAAAUCCUUCAAGUCACCAACACCGAUCUCGCGUUGGCUCUUUCCACUGGUCCGCCGCUGAACCCAAGGAGCUGGACGUCCAUUAAGUUGUACUUGUGCCUUCUUGUUGCUUUCAUGGGCAGUAUGGCAAACGGCUUCGAUGGCCAAGUUAUGAGUGCCGUUAAUGGAAUGCAGCAGUAUCUCAACUACUUCGGUAUUGAUGGUCUGGAUGCUGGUGGAGGUGUCGGUACGGUGACUGCGAUUAUCUUUGGUAUUUAUUCAAUAGGGAGCAUCGUGGGGGUUGCGCUCGCCGGUCCAACUGCCGAUUACUUUGGACGUCGAGGUGGCAUGUUUACUGGAGCUGUUAUCAUAGUAAUCGGUGCUAUCGUGAUCACUACGUCCAAGACUGAGAAUUACCUUCUCGCUGGUAGAUUUGUUCUUGGAUUUGGUGUUUCUUUUGCUACAACAGCAGCCCCUUCAUACGUCGUUGAGAUGUCUCCUCCACAAUGGCGCGGCCGUUUGACAGGAUUGUACAUUACAUUUUAUUACACUGGUUCUAUCUUGUGCACUGGCGUUUCGAUUGCAACGGGUCGUCUCAGCACCACGACAUCGUGGCGUACACCUUUGGCUAUACAACUUAUACCUGCCGGAAUUCUCGCUAUCUUCUCUUUAUUCUUGCCCGAGUCACCUCGAUGGCUGAUGGCUGUCGGUCGCAAAGAAGAAGCACAAAUGGUCCUUGCGAAAUAUCACGGCAAUGGAGACAUCAACGCACCUCUAGUGCAGCUGGAAAUGAAGGAAUUCGAGGAAUCUAUCAAGAUGGAUGGCUCCGACAAGCGAUGGUGGGACUACUCUGAACUCGUCAACACGCACAAUGCACGAUAUCGUACACUUAUGAUGCUCCUGAUGGGAUUCUUUGGGCAGUGGUCUGGAAAUGGUCUAGGAUAUUUCCUUACUAUUUUGUUCAAGAACGCGGGGGCGAAUACACAAGACCGACGUUUGAUUUUAAAUUUUGUCAACACAGUGGUCUCAGCUUCAGGCGCUCUUAUUGGAACAUCACUAACUGAUCACAUUGGAAGACGUACGAUGUGGUUCUGGGGAACCCUCGGUAGUGCGGGCACGCUUGCAAUUGUGACUGGCUGUACUGCAAAAUGGGGAUCGGCAGGAAGUAACCCAGCGGGUUCCAAUGCGGCUAUUGCAUUCAUAUUUCUGUUUGGCUUCGUGUACAGCUUGGCAUAUACGCCGUUACAAGCUCUUUAUCCCUCAGAAUGUCUAGCAUAUAACACCCGAGCGAAAGGAAUGGCGAUGUACUCAUUUGCCGUGAGCUGUGCAGGUUUUGUCAACACGUAUGCGGGUCCCAUUGCUUUGAAAAACAUCCAAUGGAAGUAUUACAUCGUCUAUGUGGUGUGGGAUCUUUUCGAAUGUUUGAUCAUCUUUUUCUUCGCUGUUGAAACGAAAGGGCGUACUCUUGAAGAACUGAACGAGAUAUUUGACGAUCCCCAUCCGGUGAAAGCGUCAAUCAGUAAGAAGAAAGUUGCUGUCGUGGAGAAGGAAGGUCAGAUCCAGAUGGUGACUGUUCAGCCUGGCGGUGAUCAGGUAUAAUUUGUUGCGCUAUAUAACGGCUAUUGAUUAUUUAAUAAUGUACGGGAAUUUCGAUUAACGACCAUGAUGCCCGAACAGCGUG
Guyanagaster necrorhizus is the source of this 1777-nucleotide messenger RNA. RefSeq names its product general substrate transporter. Lineage: Eukaryota; Fungi; Basidiomycota; Agaricomycetes; Agaricales; Physalacriaceae. Gene Ontology annotation, cellular component: membrane. Bases 1 to 1695 code for a protein of 564 amino acids. The record is from RefSeq and is a predicted model, not a curated record. The transcript is spliced from 20 exons. Gene Ontology annotation, biological process: transmembrane transport; carbohydrate transport. Gene Ontology annotation, molecular function: carbohydrate:proton symporter activity.